Messenger RNA from Rana temporaria (common frog), 2365 nucleotides. RefSeq names its product insulin like growth factor 1 (gene IGF1). Lineage: Eukaryota; Metazoa; Chordata; Amphibia; Anura; Ranidae. Gene Ontology annotation, molecular function: growth factor activity; hormone activity. The record is from RefSeq and is a predicted model, not a curated record. Gene Ontology annotation, cellular component: extracellular region. The coding region runs from base 119 to 580 and encodes 153 amino acids. The transcript is spliced from 5 exons.
UGCCUUUUUUUUUAUUAUAUUUUUUUAUAUUUUUUACAAUGUCACUAAAGUGCAAGUAAAAAUAAAUAUACUUUGUGAUCCGGUCCUGAAAUACUAAGACCCUGUACUUAAAGAAGCCAUGGAAAAAAACAACUGUCUUUCAACACAAUUAUUUAAGUGCUACUUUUGUGAUAUCUUAAAGGUUAAGAUGCACACAAUGACCUACAUGCAUCUCUUUUACCUGGGCUUAUGUCUACUCACUCUAACCCACUCAGCAGCUGCUGCCCAAGAAACUCUCUGUGGUGCUGAGUUAGUGGAUGCUCUGCAGUUUGUAUGUGGAGACAGAGGCUUCUUUUUCAGCAAGCCAGUAGGGUAUGGCUACAGCAGUCGACGUUCUCAUCACAGAGGAAUAGUGGAUGAAUGCUGCUUUCAAACCUGUGAUCUGAGGAGGCUAGAGAUGUACUGUGCUCCUGCCAAACCAGCAAAGUCAGCACGAUCUGUACGUGCUCAACGUCACACUGACAUGCCAAAAGCCCAGAAGGAAGUGCAUCAGAAGAAUGCAAGUAGAGGAAACACAGGGAGCCGAAGCUUCAGGAUGUAGAUGCUGUUACCACUCAAAGUCUUGAAGAAUGAAUGUGACAUGUGCAGAAUGUAAUACUGAAAAGUAAAAUCAAACAGGGAAAGACAACACUUCACUCAAUCAAUGGGCAUUCGACCUCUGAACAAUGCAAUUCCACAUGCCGUUGAUGUGCAUUCCAACUAGAAUAAUAACAACUCACAUAACUGAACUAGUGCUCUGUAAUCUUUCACCUGUUAAACAUGUCCUGCACAAGCAUUUGUUUUAAUAGCCUGUUUCCCCUAGAGGUCCAGAAUAAAUGGCCUUCUUGAUUGCACUAAAAUUAAUCAAUGUUUUUUGGGUACUGGAGGCCUGACCCAGAUUUGUCUGAGAGUUUCUUAUAUUUGCACUUCUCUUCCUGGGCUGUUUAGUAUCCAGUGUCCUAUAACAUUGUUUGCCUGACCUUCUGUAUUUGCACACUUUUGAUUUCCAAUAGAAUAAGCAGAAAAGAUUUAUUUUCCCUCUCCCGAUUUUCCUGAAUCCCUACUAUUCUUUGAGUAUGGGUUGGGUUCAUAAAUUUCACAAAAAAAUGGUUGAAUUUAUCCACCUAUUAUUGAAUAUAGUAUGAUACAGCAGUUAAACACUUGUCUAGGCUCAUAGGUCACUGAUCUAUCUCGGUAACAAGCUAGUUAUUUGUCCAGUGGUAAACAUUUGUGUUCAAUCAAAAGUAGUAACCUGUAUAUCACUAAUGCACAUAUAUAAUUAGGUAUGUAGAGCUGUAAAAUAGUACAAUGGUGCUACCGUAUGUUGCAGUGAGUGUUGUGUGAUGAUCUGGUCAAGAAUGCUAACUGGUAAAAGCAAACACUAUUUCUUCUGUAGGCGAAUACUGUGGCCUUAUUGCUGUAUUUGGCAUUUACAGUAAAUGUAAGUAAGCUAGUAAGUAGACUCAAUGUGAACCUUAACAUAGUUUAGACUUUGAAGCAGAGUUGCACCGUUUUUUUAAGUGCAGAACAUUAUUCAAUACAUUCAAACACCGAUGUUACAAGUUUUUGGAAAAAUGACUGCACCAUUGCUCAGCAUCCCUUAAAACUACCUAAAGUGAAAUUUGAUGAUCUGUGUUUGAGUUUUAUGAAGCUAGCUGUCAAUACCAUACACAAAUCCUCCUAAGGUUGUUAGUAAUGUUAAAGUGUACCUCUGAGGAAGAAUAAUACAUUUGACAUUCCUAAAACAAACAAACCCCUAUUGUUAUGUACACUUAGCUCAUCUUACAUCCAAGGAGUUCCUGCACUGAUAAGUCCAUUUGGGUUUGCCUCUUUAAAUAAUUUACUUAAAAAACUCUUGAACAAUUAAAAUCGUACAUGUAGCUGAGCCCAAAGCUGGUCAUACACCUGCAGAAUUGCGUUAGAAAACAUUUGUUUUUGAAAAUGUGUUCAAUUUUCUAAUGGUUAGUAGGAUUAAAUCAAAGUUUGUUUUCUAUCAUAGUGGUUAAAAAGUUCAAAAAAGCAGAAUGUAAACCAACAAAAUUCUAACUGUCAAUGUAGUUUAUGUUUGCGGGAAAAUUGUAUAUAUUGUAAUGAAAUCUGUUUAAUUUGUCUGGAAUUCUAAUCAAAAAGAAUUUUCUGAUGAACAAUUUUCUAUGAACUUUCGAACGAAAAUCCAAAUGUGUAUGGCCAGCUUUAGUGUGGAGAUACAUUUAAGAUUUUAAUCACUUGUGAGCAGGAGAGACCUGCCUCAGCCAAAAUCAAUUCUGUUUUCAUCAUUCAGCUGUUGAUUUACAAUGCCUCCAUCCUCCCUGUGUUUUUCAUUUGUAAAAUAAAAUAAAAAAACUGA